AUGGCCAGCGAAACUGUCUUGAUCACAGGUGCAUCAGGCUUCAUCGCCACUCACAUCGUCGAAUCAUUCCUGCGUGCGGGCUACAAUGUCCGCGGCACAGUUCGAUCCGAACGGACGGCAAACAGGGUCCGUUAUGCCUUCCAGGAGUACAAGGACAAGUUGAGCUUUGUCAUUGUCUCCGAUGUCGUUGCUGCCAAAGCCUUCGAUGAGGCCGUUGAAGGGGUCACUGGUGUGAUCCACACCGCGGCGCCCUUCCAAACAGAAGUCGAAGACAAAGAACGAGAUCUGCUGCAACCUGCCAUCGAAGGAACUAUCAAUCUCCUGGACUCUAUAAAGAGAAACGGUCACCAAGUUCGCCGAGUCAUCCAUACGUCUUCUUUUGGCGAUAUACUUGAUGCGUCAAAGGGAGACCGGCCGGGUCACAUAUACACCGAGGCAGACUGGAAUCCAAUGACCUAUGCGGAGGCCCUAAGUGAAAGCACCCCUGACGUGGUAUCCUACUGCGCAGGGAAGACGAUGGCGGAGCAUGCAGCGUGGGAUUUCAUGGCCACAGAGAACCCGUCAUUUGACCUGGUCACUAUCUGCCCGCCGUACGUGUUUGGUCCGGUCAAGAAUGCUACAACAAGCUUGGUCAACCUAAAUACUUCGUCCAUGGAUGUAUACCGUCUCAUGUCGCCCAUGUCAAAGCCAAGCCACGCUGUGCCACCCACUUUGGUGUGGGCGUGGGCGGAUGUGCGUGAUGUUGCUGACGCACAUCUAAAGGCCUUCGAGGUUCCCGAGGCUGGAGGACAGCGGUUCUUGGUUGCUCAAGGUAGAUACAGCUAUCAGCGAAUAGCCGAUAUCCUUCGAGAUAAGGUGGCGGAAGUGAGAGAUCGUGUUCCUUUGGGUAAGCCACGAUCCGGUAUGGGAGAUGUCUAUGGCAUUGAUGCAUCCAAGUCGGAGAAUGUGUUGGGGUUGAGAUAUCGUCCUUUGGAAGACUCUAUCGUCGACGCGGCAAGGUCUUAUCUGAAGUUGGAGCAGGCGAAUUGA
This is a messenger RNA of Aspergillus oryzae RIB40, 1029 nucleotides long. Its product is annotated as SDR family oxidoreductase. Gene Ontology annotation, molecular function: oxidoreductase activity, acting on the CH-OH group of donors, NAD or NADP as acceptor. The transcript has a single exon. The record is from RefSeq and is a predicted model, not a curated record. NCBI's taxonomy places the organism in Eukaryota, Fungi, Ascomycota, Eurotiomycetes, Eurotiales, Aspergillaceae. The coding region runs from base 1 to 1029 and encodes 342 amino acids.